UUCGGUCUUGAAGACCUCCCCCGUCAGCUGUGCCAUUGAAAACCCCUUACAAAGCUGUCAAACAGCGAGAUAAACAAAGAGAUAGCUGCGUAGUAGGAAACAAAAUGGACUCCAAUGUUCAGAAAUACAACGUCCAGCUGUACAUCUACGACUUGUCGAGGGGGAUGGCGCGCAGCCUCAGUCCGAUCAUGUUGGGGAAGCAGCUAGACGGCAUUUGGCACACCGCCAUCGUGGCUUAUGGAGAUGAGUUCUUCUUCGGAGGCGAGGGAAUAUCCAGCUGUCCUCCUGGCGGGACAAUGCUGGGGCCUCCGGACAACAUUGUGGAGCUCGGUGAGACAGAAGUGUCAGAGGAGAUCUUCAUGGAUUACCUGUCCUCGCUGGGCGAGAGCACUUACAGAGGUGAAGCGUAUCGACUUUUUGAGCACAACUGCAACACUUUCACGAAUGAGGUGUCUCAGUUCCUUACGGGGAGCUCCAUCCCAUCUUACAUCACGGACCUUCCCUCGGAAGUCCUGUCCACACCGUUUGGUCAGAUUUUGCGACCCAUCCUGGACUCCAUCCACAUCGCCCCCCCAGGAGGAAAUGUCAUCAAUGGAGGAAGAAACAACUGAAGCCAACGCAGCAGAGAAGCAACUUCAGGUUGCUGCCAUUGUAGUCAUCUGGCAAAGUAGUUUUCAUGAUCUGGUCUACUAUAGAAUCGACUACUGCAGAAGUAUUUAUUGACUAAUUAUUCAUUUUCUGAAUUUAUCUGUAGCAUUGAAGUCAGUCUGGAUGUUCAUCUGCAGUUUAUUUAUGCAGAAUGAAGUGAAGGUGAGAACCUUCAGGCUAUUAAAUUCCUAGCUGAAAAACUGAGAGACAAAAGAAAAGGAAAAUUAAAGUUUGCUUUUUCAGUAUUGUGAAAUAGGAAAGUGUAAUAACAUUAAGACAUUGCCCUUAAAAUAUGUUAUUUGAUUAUUUAUGUUCUGUGAUUUUGAAUGCAUUUUAUUUAAAGAUUCUCAAUAUGAAUCAUAAAUAUUUGGACUAUCUUAUUAAGUGAUGAAUAUCUUGGAAAUAACGGGGAAAACAAUAGAAUAUUUCCCCUUUUUUCAUUUCAAUUAUCUAUUUUUGUGGGACAAAAAGUACUUUUUAUUGAAAAUCACCAGUUAAAGAGGAACCCAAUUUAAAAUGGGGGAAAAAGUAAAGUAUCUAUUUAGAAUAUGAAAAUAAUAUAAUAUAAUAUAAUAUAAAUAUGAACUCUCCUUUAAAAUCACGAGAGAGAAGUCCAGUUUAGUGUCUUGGUCUUGUUUUAAAAGGACUGCUCAUGUUUUUACCCCAGAGUUGGUGACAAAUGGUAAAGUGAUUUUGAGAUUGUUUGCCAUGGUCCUGUAGUGUAUUUGAAGAUCACCACUUUUUAUCUUUGUCCGACAAUAAGCUGUUUAAAACGCUCCUAUCAAUUUUUGUUAUUGUUAAAAUGUGAAGUCAUUGAGUCGCUGACGCUGCUGACUGCAAUGUUUUAACUCUGGAGUGUAUUUUGGUACAUGUUUUGUAUCUUUUAUUCCAAUCGAGGGUUAAUGGGACAUGGAUGCUGGAAUUCUGGAAUUUUGUUACUCAUAUUUGAACAAUGCACUUAUGAUUUUUGUCUUCAUCUGUCAUGUGCUCUCUGACCGGUAAAGUUGAAAUUCAUCUCUUGCGUUUCUGUUUAGUUCUGUCUCUUUUCCAAGAAAUACAAACCAACCUGUGUAUUUUAGAUGACCUCUGAUGUCAUAUUGUUAUGUAAGAAAUUUCUGGCAUGAUGAGUGUUUCAUGGUGUCUUUAAAUUGAUCCACUUUAUUCUAUGUACGUGCUGCGGUGUCCCAAAUUUGGUGCUUCUAAGAUUCCGACUGACCCAAGUCCGUCACCAGAGUGUGUUUGAGUAACAGAACACAUCUGUGCCUUCGACCCUGGAGCUCUUUUACAUGCCCCGUUGCACUCACACUAAUCCUUAAUAAUCCAGCCUUUCAACCCGUCACCAGUUGAACGAAGCACAGAACAAGAAGGCGAUCAUGUUAUAACGCAAUAACUUUUCAAAACGCUGACAUCGCAUGGCUGGAGGGCUUUUUGUUUUCACCCGCUUUGCUAGUUUUAUUAAAACAUCAGUAUGUGUUUCCCUACUUAAUCUGACCGCUGACAUGUAACACUGCAGUGCCCUCCUUAUCCCCCUUUGUUUGUUCCUUCUGCUUCCUGUGAUGUGUAUUAUGAAGACAUAUUUGUAGACAUUAUUCCUAAUCCACAUUCUUCAAUGACAUAUUUUGUAUUGUUUGUGUUGUUUUUGUACCUUCACAUAAAGCCAUUGACUGCA
Messenger RNA from Synchiropus splendidus (mandarinfish), 2317 nucleotides. It is a transcript of the gene desi1a, whose product is annotated as desumoylating isopeptidase 1a. The transcript has 6 exons. Gene Ontology annotation, molecular function: peptidase activity. Gene Ontology annotation, biological process: protein modification by small protein removal. Lineage: Eukaryota; Metazoa; Chordata; Actinopteri; Syngnathiformes; Callionymidae. Bases 105 to 611 code for a protein of 168 amino acids. The record is from RefSeq and is a predicted model, not a curated record.